AUGGGGACGGGCGUAGUGCGGCGGAAGCCCACACCCUCUGCCCUUCGAAAGAAAAAGGCGCAUCAGCGCAUUCGAAAGCAGCUGCGGCGCAAACAGGAGAAGAAACGGCCAAAUUGGAAGGCCGCCAUAGCGAAGGCGUACGCUGACUCCAACAGUGACGGGAAUAAAAAGGGGCCCUUUGGGAAAAAUAAACGGAAGCGAUCACGCAACGAAGACGGCGACGGCGAUGCCGCUGUGGGCACCGACGAGGGGGGUGAGGUGCAGAGUGAUGUCGAUGAGGAGAAGCAGGAUCGCCUGAACCAGCGAGACCCGCUUGAGACGCAGCUGUUUCUCAAGCGGCUGCCGUUAGACACCACCGAUGAGGAGCUGUUGAAGUUUUUUGUGUCCCGCUUUGGGCAGGUGCGCCGUGUGCUGCUUGUGCGCAACAUGGCGACCAAGACCCUGGCAGGAACGGGGUUUGUCCACUGCGGCUCCGUCGAGUUGGCCGACAAGAUCUUUGAGCACGCACAGCAGAAUGCCCGUGAAAUUGCCGCCGUCGACCGUGCGGACUGGAAGGAGAAGACGACGGACCUCUCGCACUGCCAGGCGAAGCGCAUGCGAUUCAAACUUCGCACCGACGCGUUUGUGUCACACGAUCCAUUUUUGACACUCCGGGAUACACGCUUCACGGUGCACCGCGUGCUGUCAAGAAGCGACUCGCAUGAGGCCUCCGCAGCGCUGCAGAAAAAGCAAAAACGGACAAAAGUGGCUGCCGAUGAUCCACGCCACUUGUACCUGCUGCGUGAGGGACUUAUUCUUCCCGACACUCCCGCUGCGCGUGGCCUGCAUCCACAGUACCUUGCCAUGAUUCAACAGGACUACGAGGCCCGCAAGAAUCAGCUACGCAACAGCAAUAUGUUUGUCAGUACAACCCGCCUGAAUGUGCGCAAUCUGCCACGUACGAUGUCCGAGAAGGAGUUUCGGGCCAUGUUUGUCACCCAAGUGCGCUCCUUCCUGAAGGCGAACAAGCAGUUCAUUGACAAGGAAAAGUGGGGGAAGUACGGUCCGAUCAAAAACAUUAAGUUGGUGAGGGACUCUGCGGGUACCUCAAAGGGGUACGCCUUCAUUGAGUUUGUCAACCACCCAAUAGCCCUGCACGCCCUACGCACGAUUAACAACAACCCCACUCUCUUUGGGGACGGCCGACGCCUGAUGGUUUCCUUUGCGAUUGAGGACAUCAAUGCCAUUCAAAAACUCCAGCGCAUGCGGGAGAUUCGUCGUCAGCGUCAAACCCCGUGUGGGGAAGUGAGCCAAAACUGA
Molecule: messenger RNA, 1299 nt
Organism: Trypanosoma rangeli
Lineage: Eukaryota; Euglenozoa; Kinetoplastea; Trypanosomatida; Trypanosomatidae
Product: putative RNA-binding protein
Exons: 1
Coding region: 1-1299 (432 amino acids)
Molecular function (GO): RNA binding
Source: RefSeq, a predicted model, not a curated record